Entamoeba invadens IP1 is the source of this 702-nucleotide messenger RNA. RefSeq lists its product as hypothetical. The record is from RefSeq and is a predicted model, not a curated record. NCBI's taxonomy places the organism in Eukaryota, Evosea, Mastigamoebida, Endamoebidae. The transcript has a single exon. Bases 1 to 702 code for a protein of 233 amino acids.
AUGAAUAUUUCUGUUUUACACAGCGAGUCAACACAAGAAGCACUCGACAAUAUCAGUAAAAGUUUUGAUGUUCCUAUUAUUAAUUGUGAAGAUGUUGUUUCAAUAAAUUCAACUGGUAUUGUGGACUCUGGAACUUUAUCGAAAACGACUGCUAUUACAAAUUUUAUUCCAACUCCUCGAACAAUUCAAAAUGAAAAUUCAAUUAAUGUUGAUUAUAGCCAGGCUACCGAGAACGAAUCUCAGAAUACCAACGAUUCGACCAAAGAAGAAAUAAAAUUCACUGUGUUUAAGAUCGAACAAUUGGAAAAAAUGAAACACAUUAAAGAGCUCCUCAAACCAGAGAAUAAAUACUCCGCCGAGUACAUCGCACAAGAAACAAACAAAGAAGUUCAAAGAAGACUUGGUAAAAAUGUUGACAGUUAUUCAACAACAAAUGAUGCUGGAAAUAAAAGAGGCAGCUUUAUAACGAUGAUGGCUGCAUUGAUGAUGGGAGCGUGUGGGUUGACAAAUAAUCAAAUUGAUGCCAUGUCAAAAUUGAUAUCCAUAAUUUUGCUCAUGUCCAAUGUUCCUAAAAAAGUCGUUAACACCGCUCUCAGUUCUUCAACUAUGCAACGGAGAUUUGAGUUGAUUUCGAAAAAAUCCAGAUAUGACCUACAACUCAUCUUUAAGCAGUGUGACUAUUAUACACCAGUGGCGGAUUAA